AGAACUUGCCUUCUUUUUACGACCUUUUAUUUCAAAAAAAUUAUAUUAAAAUUAAUUUUGUAUAUAUCUUUCUGUGCGAAUGCAUGCUGAAAGUUUGGAAUCUCUGCUUACUUUCACAUAUCAAAUACAGGUCAAUAUCAAUACACUUCAAGGCUCAAGCUGUUAUCAACUGUCUACAGUUCCAUGUUAUAUAUAAUCUUUGGAUUUUCCUCUCUAUUUCCCUUAUGGGAUGUCAUAACUGGACCCUUUUGCUUAUCUUUUUGAUUAAGUUUUGGUCUUUAUUUGGUCCUGGAUUCUUGAUAUUUCUAUGAGAAUUUCAUUCUUGAUUUCUACAUUUCAAUUUUGCCAUUACAAGUUUACAUCUACCUUUUUAGAUUUUUUGGGAUUUCAAUUCUUUGGAUUCAUUCAAUUCUUUUGCAUAAACAAGUAAAGAAAAAAGCAAAAAACCAAGAGCAUUCAUUAGUGUUGUGGAUAAUUAGAACUUUUCUGGACCCUUUGGCCAAAUUUUGUGAACAGUCAUAGAGGUGUAGAUUAAGAGAGAAGUGUUUGUGAUAUAAUGAGUUUUCUAACAGGAGCUCCCAAAAAUUCAUGGCAACCAGCUAUGACUGUGGAUACAACAACAUCAGAUUACUGGUUCAACUGGAGGGUUACGUUGUGCUCCAUUUGGAUUUUUGCUUCUAUAGUUUUUGCAUCCAUUCUCAUAACAAAGUACGAAGGUCCUCGCGGUUCUAGAAAUAGGAGCAGAGAAGAGGAGAAAGACUCCCCUGGCCUUUUGUAUGAAGAUGAAGUUUGGAAGCCAUGUCUCAAAACUAUACAUCCUGGUUGGCUUCUUGGAUAUAGAAUCGUCGCCUUUUUAAUUCUCUUGUUAUUGCUAAUCCUAAAUGUUGCUGUUGAUGGAGGGGAACUCUUUUACUACUAUACACAGUGGACAUUCACAUUGAUUACAAUCUAUUUUGGGCUUGGAUCAGUGCUCUCAAUGUAUGGAUGUUACCAAUAUCACAAUACAGUUGGUGACGAUGGAACUGAUAAUGAGAGGAUAGACGCUGAGUAUGGUUUGCAAAGAUUGUCUAUGAAUGUGGAAAGUAGCGGCAGUGAAAAUGCUGCAAAACAGGUGGGGGUAAAUGCAGAACAGAGUUAUCGCCAAAUUGCUGAUAUCUGGGGAUACGUUUUUCAGAUUAUUUUCCAGAUGAAUGCAGGAGCGAUAACGCUUACUGACUGCGUCUUCUGGUUCAUACUUGUUCCAUUUCUGACCAUCAGAGGUUAUAAUUUGAAUUUUUGGAUAAUAAACAUGCAUUCAAUCAACGUAGUGUUUCUACUUGGUGAUACAGCUCUCAACAGUUUACGUUUCCCUUGGUUUCGAAUUGGAUAUUUCUUUCUGUGGACAGCAGUUUAUGUUGCUUUUCAAUGGGCAGUCCAUGCCUGCAUCUCAAUUUGGUGGCCUUAUCCAUUUCUUGAUCUGUCAUCUUCUUUUUCUCCUUUGUGGUAUUCAUCCGUGGCGGUGAUGCACAUACCGUGCUACGGAGUAUUUGUUUUGGUUAUGAAACUGAAACACCAUUUGUUAAAGAAAUGGUUUCCCCACUCUUAUCAGUGUGCAGGAUGAUACUCGAGGGAAAAUGAGAAAAGAUUAUACCACAUAAUAACACAGAAGGCAAUUUGAGUUCCUUUUUUGAACAACACGACUCUUUGCCUCUUUGGUCCUUGUUUCCCCAGAAAAGGAAAAGGGUAACAACAAAAGGAAAACAAAAGAUUAUGUAGCGAAACAGCAGUAAAUCUUGAGAGGUUACAGAGAAAAAAAUAGAGUUUUGGAUUUGCAAGAUAUACAUGUACCUUAAAUAUGCAAAAUAGAUAUUUAUAGUUCAUAUAACUUAUUGGUUCCAAUAUAUAUGCAGUAAUGCCACAUGUUUACACA
Molecule: messenger RNA, 1909 nt
Organism: Lycium barbarum (goji berry)
Lineage: Eukaryota; Viridiplantae; Streptophyta; Magnoliopsida; Solanales; Solanaceae
Exons: 8
Coding region: 557-1600 (347 amino acids)
Cellular component (GO): membrane
Source: RefSeq, a predicted model, not a curated record